This is a messenger RNA of Quercus robur (English oak), 1376 nucleotides long. RefSeq names its product 4-hydroxy-3-methylbut-2-enyl diphosphate reductase, chloroplastic-like. The transcript has 10 exons. NCBI's taxonomy places the organism in Eukaryota, Viridiplantae, Streptophyta, Magnoliopsida, Fagales, Fagaceae. Gene Ontology annotation, biological process: isopentenyl diphosphate biosynthetic process, methylerythritol phosphate pathway; dimethylallyl diphosphate biosynthetic process. Gene Ontology annotation, molecular function: 4-hydroxy-3-methylbut-2-enyl diphosphate reductase activity; metal ion binding. The record is from RefSeq and is a predicted model, not a curated record. Bases 39 to 1229 code for a protein of 396 amino acids.
CGAGAGAGUAGAAGUUGAGAGGCUUCAUUUGUUAUGCUAUGUUUUGGCGGGGGCAGAGUCCUGAGGGGGGUCAAUGCUCCUCUGUUUCGUCCGUUAGUUCACAUAUUGCUGGUGAUAUCAUAAAGACUUUGAAGGAGAAUGGAUAUGAGUAUAAAUGGGGAAAUGUUACUGUGAAAUUGGUGGAAGCGUAUGGCUUUUGCUGGGCUGUUGAGCAGGCUGUUCAGAUUGCUUAUGAGGCGAGGAAACAGUUUCCGGAUGAGAGGAUUUGGGUCACCAAUGAGAUUAUUCACAACCCGACUGUUAAUAAGCGUUUGGAGGAGAUGGAAGUGCAGAAUAUUCCCCUUGAGGAAGGGAAGAAGCAAUUUGAAGUUGUUGAUAAGGGUGAUGUUGUUAUUUUGCCUGCUUUUGGAGCUGCAGUGGAUGAGAUGUUGACUUUGAGUGACAAAAAUGUGCAAAUUGUUGAUACAACUUGCCCAUGGGUGUCUAAGGUCUGGAAUACUGUUAAGCACAAGAAAGGAGAUUACACCUCAAUCAUUCAUGGUAAAUAUGCUCAUGAGGAAACAGUAGCAACUGCAUCUUUUGCUGGGAAGUAUAUUAUUGUCAAGAAUAUGACAGAGGCAAUGUAUGUGUGUGACUACAUUCUUGGGGAUGAACUUAAUGGAUCUAGCUCAACCAAAGAGGAAUUUCUAAAGAAAUUUAAAUAUGCAGUUUCAAUGGAGUUUGAUCCAGAUAGUGACCUGGUAAAGCUUGGCAUUGCAAAUCAGACAACAAUGCUCAAAGGAGAAACAGAAGAGAUUGGUAAAUUACUAGAAAGGACGAUGCGCAAGUAUGGAGUGGAAAAUGUUAAUGAGCACAUCUUAAGCUUCAAUACCAUUUGUGAUGCUACUCAAGAGCGCCAAGAUGCAAUGUACAAGCUGGUAGAGGAAAAAUUAGAUCUAAUGUUGGUGAUUGGUGGUUGGAACUCAAGCAACACCUCGCACCUACAAGAGAUUGCAGAAGAACGUGGAAUCCCCUCAUACUGGAUUGACAGUGAGAAGAGAAUAGGUCCUGGCAACAAAAUUGCAUAUAAGCUGAAUCGUGGGGAGUUGGUUGAGAAAGAAAACUUUCUACCAGAGGGUCCCAUAACAAUUGGUGUGACAUCUGGUGCCUCUACUCCAGAUAAGGUUGUUGAGGAUGCCCUUAUCAAAGUGUUCGACAUCAAACGUGAAGAGGCCUUGCAACUUGCGUAAUUAGUUUAGCUUCAGAUGUAUACAUUUGCCAGAGCAUCAGUGUAACCAUACAACUAAACAGGAGUAUAGUUGAAGAGUCUAUGUUAUGCAGUCCCAAUGUACCAUCAAAUUUUUAUGUUGUAUUGAAGGUUAUGGUUAUUGUGGCUA